Octopus sinensis (East Asian common octopus) is the source of this 1787-nucleotide messenger RNA. RefSeq names its product mitochondrial-processing peptidase subunit alpha. NCBI's taxonomy places the organism in Eukaryota, Metazoa, Mollusca, Cephalopoda, Octopoda, Octopodidae. The record is from RefSeq and is a predicted model, not a curated record. The transcript has 12 exons. Gene Ontology annotation, cellular component: mitochondrion. Gene Ontology annotation, molecular function: metal ion binding. The coding region runs from base 96 to 1667 and encodes 523 amino acids.
UAUAAAACUUAAAGUUUCACUAUUUAACAGUUCCGUCUUAAUUAACGAUAGCGAAAGCGGACAAGGACACGACUCGAUUUACGGCAGUCUCGAUCAUGGCUGCUAAGCAUGCUUAUUUGUUGGCCACCAAAUUUCCUCCUUCCAGAUCACUUUUUAGGGCAUUUUCUUCCCAGUCAAACAAAUGCCAGGAUAUCUUAACAAUACCAUUAUCGUCCCCUGUGCCUCAUGUUCCUGAUGGGAAAUAUGCUAGGGUAUCAGGUGAAAAGCAAGAGACUAAAGUUUCAGUUCUGAACAAUGGACUGCGAGUAGCAUCUCAAGAUAAAUUUGGUCAGUUUUGUACAGUUGGUGUGGUUAUAAACUCUGGCUCUCGAUAUGAAGUGGCUUACCCAAGUGGCAUCUCACAUUUUACUGAGAAGAUGGCUUUUAUGUCAACUGCCAAAUUCAAAAACCGAGACGAUAUUCUGCAGGAACUUGAGAAACAUGGUGGAAUCAGUGAUUGUCAAGGUUCCAGAGACACACUGAUCUAUGCCAUGUCGGCUAAAACUGCCAGUCUUCCAUCUGUUAUUGACAUUCUGUCAGAAGUGGUUUUAAAACCAAGACUUACUCAGGACGAGUUGGAAGAUGUUAGGUGUAUGAUCAACUUUGAACUUGAAGCUUUAAAUAUGAAACCAGAACCAGAACCACUGUUAAUGGAAUAUAUCCAUUCUGCUGCUUUUCAAAAUAAUACUUUAGGUCUGCCCAAGAUUUGUCCAAGCGAAAAUGUUUCCAUCAUUAACAAAGAAUUACUCUACACAUAUCUCCACAAUCAUCAUUCACCUGACCGCAUGGUACUGGCUGGUGUUGGUAUGGACCACGAGGCUCUGGUAGCUUUAGCAGAAGAAUAUUUCCUCAAUGUUACUCCUUCCUGGAGUGAAGACAUGUCUUUAAUUAAACCCACCAAUGGUGCAGACAAAUCUAUAGCACAGUACACUGGAGGCCUUGUCAAGGUUGAGAAAGACUUGUCUAAUGUCAGUUUAGGACCCACACCUAUGCCAGAAUUGGCUCAUUUUGUCCUGGGUCUUGAAAGCUGUUCUCACAAAGACGAUGACUUCAUUGCUUUCUGUGUGUUGAACAUGCUGAUGGGAGGUGGCGGUUCAUUCUCAGCUGGUGGCCCUGGAAAAGGCAUGUACACACGACUCUACCUCAAUGUUCUGAAUAAACAUCAUUGGAUGUUCAAUGCUACAGCCUACAACCAUGCUUACGAUGACACUGGUCUCUUUUGUAUUCAUGCCAGUGCACAUCCAUCACAACUGCGCCAUGUUGUUGAAGUCAUUCUUCGAGAAAUGGUUCUAACUGCUGGUUCAGUAAGUGAGGAGGAAUUAAAUAGAGCCAAGACUCAACUCCAGUCCAUGUUGAUGAUGAAUUUGGAAGCUCGUCCUGUUGUCUUUGAAGAUGUAGCACGUCAAGUUUUAGCAAACGACCACCGCAAACCACCUCAGUAUUUUUACGAUGAAAUCAGCAAAAUCACUGCUCAAGAUAUCCAACGUGCAGCUUCCCGAAUGCUCACCAGCAGACCAGCAAUAGCAGCCUAUGGCUCUUUGAAUAAACUGCCAAGUUAUGAAGACAUCCAAGAAGCUCUUUUAACUAAAAAUGGACGAAUGACACAGAGAUUUUCAUUAUUCCGUUGAUCCAGUUUUUCUCUCAGGACUUUCUUAAAAUUGGCAUUAACCAAUUGACAACAAACAUAGAGCAAAGAAAGACAUUUCUAGACAGACUGUUUUGAUUUAUUAAAUUGUGAUAUAUUCUAA